UUAGAAUAAAAAGGAAAAACAAAUAAAGUGAAGAGACUCGAAGAAAACUCGGUCUUCUAGUUUUUGGAUCUGUUCAGUAUCCAUCUCUUGGAGAGGAUUCAGUGCUUACUUUCCGAGAUUUUUUUCAAUCCUUGUUUUCUUGCUGACCAAACAGAAGUUUGAAGGACGAGGGUUCGAUGACCGAAAAAUCGUACGUAUUUUUUCUCCGGGACUGGGGAACACAAUGCAGUGGAUGAUAUUAGCGUUUUAAUCAGUUGACAAUUGAUCGACUGGUUUCUCAAUGGGGCAUGAACUUAAAUCUUGGUUUCAAUUGGAUACCAGGAAACUGAUAUGGCUUAUAGGAAUAACCUUUUCCGUGAUUGUAACAUUCCAGUAUCUUGAACUUCCAUACGACAAUGCUUUUCCGUCAUCCAGUAAGGUUUCAGUAGAGGAACAAAGUAGCUUCUUAGAUAUCAGUCAGUCAUCUGCCGAGUCUGGUUCGGACUUUAAUGGUACAAUUGCUGCUAAUGGGACAGCUCAAGAUGCUGAGAUCUUUGAAGGGAAAGGCAUAGGUUUCAAUGAUGAUGUUAGAUCAGAAGCAGAUGUGGGCCCAAAUAAAUCUUUGGCAUUUGAUGAGGGUAUCGGUGCUCCGAAGGAAUCUUCAACUGCUGUACUGGUUGAGUCAAAUAAUAAUACAAUUGUGGAGUAUGGUGAAUGUUCCAAAUCAGAGGAGUCUGAGAAGGGAGGUGAUAUCACAAGUUUAAACAAUCUGAACCAAACUGGUGCUGCUAAUGAAACUGCUAAAUCGAAUAACUAUGGGGUGUCUGAAGAUGGUUUCACACCAAAACUAGGCUUGGAUAGAUCUUCUAUAUCAGGUAAGGCUAGCAUUUCUUCUAGAGACUCAUCAAGAGAGUCACUGGUAAGUGCAUUGUCCUCAGAUACAUGCUUCGGUACAACUAACACUACCUUAGGAAAAGAUGUUGAUACAAACGUUAGCAUUCCUAUUGUGACUUCCAGUUCCAGUAUGCCUUCAGUGGAGCAACAUGGGACGCCAAGUUUAGACAAUAAUGAGAAAUUGAAAGAGAUGCAGAACAAUUUCACCGAAUCAGGUGAUGAUUCUUCUCCCCCCAAAGCUUCCAAGAUAGAGAAAAAGCCUGAGAUGCCACCAGCAGUAACUACAAUAGCUGAUAUGAAUAAUUUGCUUUAUCAGAGCCGCAUUUCAUACGAAUCGAAGGCACCAGGAUGGUCUUCAAGAGCUGAUAAAGUUCUACUAGAAGCAAGAUUCCAAAUCGAGAAUGCACCCAUUAUAAAGAACGAUCCCCAACUUUAUGCACCUCUUUAUCGGAAUGUUUCUAUGUUCAAAAGGAGCUAUGAAUUGAUGGAAAGGACACUCAAAGUAUAUGUCUAUAAGGAAGGGAAAAAACCCAUACUACAUAUGCCGGUUCUCGAGAGUAUUUAUGGCUCUGAAGGAUGGUUCAUGAAGCAACUGAAAACUAAUAAAAAAUUUGUGACCGAAAACCCAAGCGAUGCCCACCUGUUUUACUUGCCUUUUAGCUCUAGAAUGUUAAAGAAAACCUUAUACAAUUAUCACCGUCUUAAGAACUUCAUAAAGAAUUUGAAGAACUAUGUGGAAACGAUUGCAGAAAAAUUUGUCACCAAAACCCCAAGAGAUGCCUACUUGCCUUCUAGUUCAAGAAUGUUAAACAAAACCAUAGACGAUUAUGAGCCUGAAAGUCCUAAGAACCUUAUACAGUAUUUGAAGAACUACGUGGACACGAUUGCAGCAAAAUACCCUUUCUGGAAUAGAACUGAAGGAGCUGAUCAUUUUCUGGUUGCUUGCCAUGACUGGGCACCAUCUGAAACAAGGGAACCCAUGGCCAAUUGCAUACGAUCCCUCUGCAAUGCUGAUGUUACAGAAGGUUAUAUUUUCAGCAAGGAUGCAUCUCUUCCCGUGACAUAUGUCCGGAACCUGCAGAAACCUCUUGAAGACCUCGGCGGCAACCGUCCGUCUAAUAGACCGAUCCUGGCUUUCUUUGCGGGAAGUAUGCAUGGUUAUCUAAGGCCGAUUCUGCUAGAACAGUGGGGAAACAAAGAUCCCGACAUGAAAAUCUUUGGCAAAAUGCCUAAUGUCAAGGGGAAAAUGAACUACAUUCAGCACAUGAAGAGCAGCAAGUACUGCCUUUGCGUGAGAGGAUACAAGGUUCACACUCCAAGGGUGGUGGAGGCCAUUUUCUACGAAUGCGUUCCGGUGAUCAUUGCCGACAAUUUUGUGCCUCCGUUUUUCGAGGUUUUGAACUGGGAAUCAUUCGCCGUGUUCGUUUUAGAAAAGGAUAUUCUGAAUUUGAAGAAGAUCCUCUUAUCGAUCCCCGAAGAGCGGUAUCUGCAGAUGCAUUCGAGAGUAAAAAAGAUACAGAAACAUUUUCUUUGGCAUACCAAGCCUGAGAAGUACGACGUAUUUCAUAUGAUUCUUCACUCAGUUUGGUACAAUAGAGUUUUCCAAAUGAAAUCCAGGUAAGUGAACCUCAUAUUGUUUACAUAGAUGAUGAGAUUUUGCUAGGGAAUUUGUUCUCAUUAUUAUUCCAUAAUUAAAUAAAAUAUCAAUCAUGUUU
Hibiscus syriacus is the source of this 2588-nucleotide messenger RNA. RefSeq names its product probable glycosyltransferase At5g03795. The coding region runs from base 281 to 2494 and encodes 737 amino acids. The transcript has 5 exons. Gene Ontology annotation, molecular function: glycosyltransferase activity. Lineage: Eukaryota; Viridiplantae; Streptophyta; Magnoliopsida; Malvales; Malvaceae. The record is from RefSeq and is a predicted model, not a curated record.